Molecule: messenger RNA, 4323 nt
Organism: Scylla paramamosain (green mud crab)
Lineage: Eukaryota; Metazoa; Arthropoda; Malacostraca; Decapoda; Portunidae
Product: hematopoietic prostaglandin D synthase-like
Exons: 6
Coding region: 146-763 (205 amino acids)
Biological process (GO): glutathione metabolic process
Molecular function (GO): glutathione transferase activity
Source: RefSeq, a predicted model, not a curated record
GCGCUGUAACUUUAUCCUCUGUUUCAAAGUUCACGCUCUCCACCGUCUUCCUCCUCCUCCUCUCCCUUGGCUACUUAAAGAUUAACAUCUCCGCGCUCCCCGAACUUCCUGCGCUAUCGAGGUCGAGUCUGCGUGUGGUGGUGACAUGCCUCAGUACAAGCUGGUCUAUCUUACCCUUCGGGGCCGCGCGGAGCCCAUUCGCUGGAUACUGGCCAUCACGGAGCAGCCCUACGAAGACGUGCGCUACAGCAGAGAGACCGAGUGGCCCUUCAAAAAGCCAGAGAUGCCAUACGGACACGUGCCUGUGCUGUUCGUGGACGGGAAGCCACUGAACCAGAGCGUCGCCAUCUGUCGGUACCUGGGGCGCAUGCACGGCCUAACAGUGGACGACCCUUGGGAGGCCGCCAGGGGGGACGAGGUGGCUGACUCCGUGAACGACCUCAUUCAGCCCGCCGGGCAGAUUGCCUAUGCCAAACUUGCGAACGAGACCGAGAAGUACAAGAUGCUGGCCGCGGAGUUCAACACCACCACGCUGCCGCCCACCGUGAGGGAGCUGGACCGCAGACUGGAGGGGCGGGAGUGGUUCUGCGGCUCAAAGAUGACGUGGGUGGACGUGUUCACCGCCUGCUACUUGAGCCAGGUCGCUGUCCAACACGAGGGCUCCCUGGACGCCGUCCCGCGCCUCAAGAAACACGUGGAAAAGAUUUGCAAGCUGCCGCAGAUCGAGAAAUGGGUAAAAGAGCGACCAGACAGUCUCCUGUAGGUCUUCCUGACGUCGCCCCGCAUCUGCUCCUCGACGCGUCAACACCCUGACGUCGUCCCAGAGGCGCAGAAAUUCCCGCAACACCACUGGAUGAUGCACCUGAGGGUGUUUUAAGGUGUGCGGAUCUCAUCAAGACCUCUACACAACUUCUCAGCUUUACUAAGACAGUGUAUACUCAGUCUCUUCAAAUGUAAACGGUACGUGUCCAUGAUCACGCCUCUUGCUGGCUGGAGGAUGAAGGAUGUCUGCCGCCCCGCCGCGACCACACACCGCUCCCUCAUACCACCACUUCGCACUCUGCUUCUCGUCCUCCCUCCGCCUCCAACACGUCACGCGGAGUAGAAACACAUACACACACACGUACAGACACACACACACGCGCACACACAGAUACACAUACACACACAUACACACACACACACACACACACACACACACACACACACACACACACACACACACACACACACACACACACACACACACACGAGGUUAAGACCAUUUCCCUUCUUUGGACAGUUACACGGUGACAAACGCCUAUAAUUGUGAUAUUCCUUCAACAACACAGGCAUCUGGUGUCCUCAUAGUGAAAGAAAGAGAGCCACUUUAAACACUACCACGAAAUUAAGCGCAUCAUUUCCACGGACGCCUUAAACACCUCCCUAAAGCAGAAGGAACAGACCGCAACACCAGAUCGCAGUGCCGGUCAAGGAACGCGGCCGCCAUCACUUCUCGGCACCAACAAUCUGCUCCGACCAGGCAGCACACAUUGACCGCCAUGAGGGUCGCGGCUCCCUCGUCCUCAGUGUGUAGCAGAGUAGGUGUUAAACAGAUACAAGGAUAAGGCUUCGAUGUGUCCUCUUGAACCGGUAUAGCCCCUCCCUCGCCCCCUGAACUAGUGUAAUGUUAGAACAGCUCAGUGUUUUGCCGCAGCCAAGUCAGCUCAAAUUUGAUUAGGCGCCAGUGUUCACUAGGAGCGGCGGCCACGAGGUGUGCCUCUGUGUCGUCCAGGAAAAGGAAAUCUUGUCGCCUCGUUCCAGGGUGUGGCCGCGACCCAGGGUGUGGCCGCGUCCCAACGUGCCCCGGGGUCGGAACACAGGAGGGUAAGCCCACCCUGGUGCAGGCGUGCCCCGUCCCCAAAACCUCACGCUUUCCCUCCCUAGCGAGCCAUAGUCAGCCUCCUGCCCGUAGCUCUGCCACGUCCACUCACCAGUUAGUGCACGCGGGCGUUCCCAUCCCCGCGCAGCACACCUUCGUGGCGGUGACCGGAAAGUAGCAACCCUCUCGCUUCCUGAAGACACUAGCGCAGUAGCUUUUGCUAAACAUACUCGUAAAAAUGUAAUCAAAGUAUAUAAGAUAUACGUAGAGGCUAUUCGUUUUACGAGUCCAGGAGAAUAAUAGAAAUAUUACGACUGUCCUUUGUGAGAAGUGUUUGCUGUGUUAGCUCAGCAUCCACCUCAGUCCACCCCAGUCCAGCGAGUGUCGAGCGGGGCCCGGUGGCCUUCGUUCUCUGUCACCCAGUGACCGGCGCCCUAAAAGCUGCCUGAAGUACCGGACCGUCGCCCCCCAUCCCUAACUCCCAGCUGUCGCCUCAAAUUCUCGCUAGAACAAGCCUCGACUUUCGGAAAUUUGGGCCACACGCCCCCGUGACGUUGAUCCAAUAUUGGGGCGUAAGUGGACCCCCCGCACCCUGAGUAAACACAUCACCUGAGGAAGAAAGGUUCACUUUGACUUCCUUACUUUGUGUCGUAGGAAGGUCACUCGUCCAGUGGCGGCAGCCAGUCAGCCGAUGCUUGGUGCGUCCCGCGAGAAGUAAAGCUGCCCCGCGCUGCAAGGAAAAGAGUAGGUAUUAGUGUGUGACGGACAGUUGUUGCAAGGACGCCAGACAGCUGGAUGGCACCGGAGGGCACUGCCAGGCGACAGGGGAAGGGGUGCACGAUAAAAAUUUUGGCGUCCGAUUUAAGCUGUUGUCGGUUUGCAGUAUUCCAUAACCGGUACUACCAUUUACUAAAGACUUUAUCGAAAUAUGAAUAAAACAUGUUACAUCAUUUUAAGCCUUAAUGGAACGAAUAAAACUGCUGUUUGAAUUGAUUCCUCCCUUCAGCCCCUGCCAAUUAACAGACUACGGGGCUGCCGCUGCCUCCACUGCUCCUGCCGCGGCAUCCUGGAAUGCCGGGGGCAGCACUGGCUGUGGCGGCGAGGCCCCAGUUUCCGCCUGAGGUCGCCCCGACGAGCCACACAAAAAUAACGAUGGAAAAAGCGAUCCUACCUCCUCCCGCCCUUCCACCCCUCCCGCCCUCACUGGACUGGGACGGCCGUAUACCUCCACCGGGCUCUACCUCACGGCUGGCACUAAUCUCCCUCCCGCGCUGCAGAUUUCUCCCUUGCUAUAUUCAAAAGGGAAAAGUAGAUGUCCCCCAGCGAUCCCCAAACGUCUCUUAGGCGCCUGUAUCUCGCUGGUCUCCACACUGUUCCGCGGGACAGCCACGAGCCUGAUGCUGUAGCCUUAACCGAGGCCUUAUCACUCUCCCAGCCACUGCUAGGUCACUGCUGAGUCACUGCGCUGCGAACCUUCAGGCCGAGUAACAACACAUCGUCACUGUGUUCACUGUUGUCAUGAUCUAGUUUUGUAUGUCCUAGAGGAGCUUUGUACAGUGUCGGAGUGCUUGAUGAGUCCCCUGCAGAGCGCCAGUCGAGCUCUGUUACGUCACGCGCACCACCUGGAUCACCCUACGAGAGGACGAAGAGGAGGUGAUUAAACUCUUCAAGUAUUUCACGAAGCACAAGUUUGCGUGACCUGGAGUGAAGGGUCUGCACGGGUGAGGGAAGGAGUCCUGGAGUGGGAGUCCCGUCAGCAGCACUCAGACGCCUCAUUCACAGCCAUUCGUCACUCAUGCCACGCCCAGAUUUUCAUUCGUAAGUCUCAAAAAUUCCUCUUGAUUUCUACGGAGCAAAGAUGAGUACACUGACGGAGGUCCAGGCACGCACUUGGCAGCGGUCGUAUCUUGGAGACAUGAAGGACUGACUGGAGAUGCUUAGUUACUGUAUUGUAUUAAAGGCAGAGUGCGUCUUGAGCAGCCCAGUAACACUCCAGUGGUGAAACAAUAACGACAUUGGCCAGUACUCAUAACCAUUGUAUACAUAUUAAUGCUACUGCUAUCAAUACCACUACCGCUACCAAUAGAAUCACUGUACACCACUUUUUCAUCAUUAUCAUCACUAUCAAGAACAAAUGUAAUAUCUCAACACGAACACCUGCCGCGAGUUUCCAGCAUUUUUGUAUUGCAGUAAAAGGGAACACUGUGUCACAUUAUACUCAUACACUAAAAUGAAUCAUGUACAGAACUAUUUUUCCACCCCUUUCAGACGAGGGGCAGAAAAAAGUAAUCUUAAAGAAUACUGAAGUGGGUAAAGUAAGCUUAAAAAGUACUACUAAAGUGUAAGUGUUAAGUGGAGAACGUCUGUAUAGGUGGAACAGAGAUGUAACUAUCGUAUAUUUUGUGUUUAUAUCUCAGCUUUGGAAAUUUGAGAAGAGUGUCAUUAAAUCCGUUGGUCGACAA